UGUUGUUUGCGAUUUUUGCUGCGUCGGUUGAUUCGCGGACGGUUUUCCCUGGAAAAACUGGCAGAGAAAAUGCAAGCCGAGGCGAGAUAGGAGGAAAACUGCCCACCGACCAGUGCCGAAAGUGUGAACGAAGCGAGGGAAGAGCAAGCUAAAUACAACCGACAAACGACAACAAUUAGCGAGCGAAUAUAUAUCGCUGAAUUUCCCCGAAACAACAACAAUAAUAACAACAACGCCACCACAACAAAAAUUUAACUCAAUUAAAGGAAAAGGCAUCGGCGGAAAAUGCAAUUGAAAUGCCCAGAACAUUUUUGAAGUGUGCCGAUGUGUUUGCGUGGAAAUGGAGCGAUUUGUGAUUGCAGCGUUCCUCUUGUCUAGUGUUUUCCGCUGCCAGAAAAGUGUGCGCAGGAAAAUCGCUGACAAUUCGUGAGAAAGGGGAAGAGAAAAUUCGGGGAAAAUUCAAUACGAAAACCGCGGAAAACAAAAACAGAAGAAUAAUAGAAGAGAGCGAGACGGAGAGAGGGAAAAUAAAUAUCUUUUGUGCUUGUGUGGCGGUGUGUGGGUGUGUGCGUGUGCAAAAACGAAGACGAAGAUCAAAGCGAAACGGCAAAAACAACAGUAACAACACACACACAGCUGACUUCCCACUCUCUUUCCUUCCUGAAUACACUGUUCAAAAAAUAAUAGUUAUACUUAUAAUGCAGAAACCAGCAACUAAAACAACGACUACUUCCAAUCGCCGGCUUUUAAACUAGUCAACAAAAUCAAACAGAAAAUCAAUACAAAGCACACAUAUCCCAAAAUCGACAAAAUAAUUAAUAUACCAAUCAACAAAGUAAUCCACAAAACGAAAACAAAACAAAUCUAAAUUCUUAGUGAUCGAGUGGCUGGAAAUAGAAAGAAAUACUCACCAUGGAUUGGAUCAUCAACGACGAAAUGGGCCUUACGGUCGGACAUGUGGUGGGCUGGGCCGCCGCCUCUGCGAUGGUGAUCGGGGGCGUAAUUCCCUACGUUCCCCAGUAUAUCGAGAUCAAGAAGACGCAGGACGCAGAGGGAUUCUCCCUAUACGUAUGCCUCGCCCUGCUGGUCGCCAACUCGCUGAGAAUACUGUUCUGGUUCUCCAGCCGCUAUGAGCUUCCACUGCUGGUGCAGAGUGUCGUGAUGAACGUGACCAUGUUCCUGAUGAUCCAUCUGUGCGUGAAGGUGAAGCGGAUUAAUGCCAAUAACCGCGAGCACGCCCUGCGAGGCGAUGAACUGCAUUUGCCCAAAGUGAUGACGGACACGGAUACGGGCGCCUCUGUUUCCACCGAAGCGGGCGGAAGCGUCCUGAAGCGAGUUCGCUCCCGGCAUUAUCUCAAUGAUCUGGAUUUCAAAUACUUCUGGAGCUGGACAGACUUCCAAUCGUAUCUGGACUUUAUGCUCGUCCUGUGGGCCGUCGGAGCCGCCAUAACAUAUCUGAUGCUUUCCGUGCAUUGGUUCAUGGAGUCCAUGGGCUUUGUGGCCGUCUUCACUGAGGCUAUGUUGGGGGCGCCACAAUUUCUACGCAACUUUAAGAAUAAAUCAACAUAUGGAAUGAGCAUACACAUGGUGAUCAUGUGGACGCUCGGUGAUAUGUUCAAGACUGGUUACUUUAUUGUUAGGAAAGCCCCGUCGCAGUUCUGGAUCUGUGGCACGCUGCAGGUCAGCUUGGAUAUAGCAAUCCUGUCACAGGUGUGGUUCUACCGUAAGAAUUCCAAGCCGCGGGACCUCCGCCGCGGCGAUUAGCAGUUUGCCCCCGAAGAACAGCCACAGCACACCCCUCACCACGAUCUACAUACAUCCCAUUCCGAGGAGCAUCAGCUCUCGCUGCCCGUCACAGUGAGCAGCAGCGGAGACGAUCAUCUGCUGACGGCUCGAGCGGAUGACGAGCACUUCAAGGUGCUGGACUUUGGUCAGUGCCACGAUAAUCGUGCGUUUCAAUAUCACAAUAAUAACAAGAUGUUGCCCAGACCAGGAGGCAGUGGCAAGAGUAAGGAUGAUAGCAGCAUUGCAGCUGCUUUGGAGGUCGUCAUUGUCCAUUCCCCGGCUUCCAAGGAGCAAAGACUGAUUGGCGGUCAGGAGACAAGCGGCUGCUGUCGCAGGAAGCGAAAUAAUGCCACCCAAACCAGAUUGGAGGGCGGUAGUUGCUGUUGUGUGAUCACGACCCACCAUCACCACUGCCACUGCAAUCACCACAGGCAUCAUCAUCAUCAUCAUUGUCACUACAGGAGCACAAAGAGACGAGCUCUGCUGCACCAGAAGAGGAGUCAUCACCAUCACAAUCAUCAGCAUCUGCAAAUCAAGCAGACGAAUCACAAACAAAUGCUUCCAUCGAACAACAACAAGUCUUCCUUGGACUCCAGCGAAGAGGCGAUGCAUCAUCAGGCCAUAGCCAUUGAAAUCGAUGCUGCCACAAUGAGCGAAGAUGGAGAUGAGAACAAUAGCAGUACGGCCACGUCGAAUUUUCCCUAUAAGGUAGCCAGCGAGGGUGUAAAACCCAUUAUAAUGGCUCCGCUUCGAGAACAACAUCGUCAUAGGAGAGGUUCCCUGAAUUCCAAUACGACCAUUGAGACCGAUGAACUCUCGCACGACGAUGAUGACGACGAUGUGCGGAUGGGCUCCCACCACUUACCAGAAGAUGAGACCCAACUAACGCAGCCAGCCAUAACGAACAGCUCCAGUAGCUCCACCAAAAGGGGCAAUCCGGCCUCCGCUCCAGCGCGAAAUGAAUGUGUACGCAUCAAAAGGAAAAGAUUUAUGGCUGAAGCUGGUCCGGAUUACUGUAGCAGUUGCUCGAGUUCCUGUUCCUGCAGCAGUUUGGAUGAAGAUAUGGAGGCCCAUCACGAAAUGACCGUAUCAGCAGAGUGCCAUCAAUGUAAUCCGGGCUCCCGAAGAGCUAGUUUCUGCUCCUGCCAUAAUUCCACCUGCUGUUGUGGCUCCUGCUCCCAGGAAGAAGAGGAGGAGGACGAGGCGGAUGAUGAGGACGACGAUACCACGGGUCAGAGGGAGAGUUUUUGUACAGCCGCCGAUCAUACCAUAACUCCUUCGCAAGAGGGUGAUGAUAUGCAUAGUAGCACACUAACACCCCUCAGCACCCAGAGGUCUUCCUUCAUGGACCCGGAUCAUGGAGAUCAUACCAUGCGAAGUGAUAAUGGCGGAGGCAAUCUAACCGAUGCAGACGCCUCUUCACUGAGCCAGUCAGCCGAGUACUUCUCGCUGUCAUCCACCGCCGGAGGAGGUGCUUCUUUUCCCAUCAAAGAAGAGGAUAAAAAGGAUAAGCUGGAGAAGAAAGAGGCGAGGGAUUCAAAAGAAAAGGAAGUGGAGCCACCGUCCUGCAAACACUGGAAUCGCAAUCCACAUGGCAAACACAAACGCGGCUCUUCUCCUGUGGACAACUCCUUAUGACGAAGUGUCUCGCUGGUCGCCUGGCCAGCAAUCGAUGUGAAUGCCCUGCUGCAGCAGACCAUAAGGAAGUCAGCUGUGCUGCAGGAGACGCCAGUGCGGAGGAAAAACACUGCCGAAAAGGGUCUGGGCACCACGGGAAGUAAUGAUUCCUCCACGGCCACAUUGACAGCCAGUGUUGUGACAGUGGCCAAGUAUCCAGGACCUGGGUUGGUCAGCACCGUUACCAGUCUGAAUGGAUGUGGAACCACCUAUAGCUUCACCACCACCACGGCUGAAUCUUUAAAUCCUGCAGCUGCCAGCAAGAGAAACUCCAAGUACUCGCCCGUACCAAAUUCCGAGGCCUACCAGUGCGAUCCACUGCAGCAGAGCUCGACGGAAAUCAUUUUAUAACUCAUACAAUCAUACCUCUGCACCAUUAGCUAUUAUACAGUGAGAAGCCGUAUAAGAGUCAAGGUUAAACUUCAUUAGUAGGAAGGGAUUAUACAAGAAGAACACCAAAAAUCGUGGAGAUCGAGGGAGUGGUGUAACGAAAAACCAAAAUUCAUAAAGCUGUUCAAUUUGUUGUUAUUCGGGGGUAACAAACACCAAGAUGCGGAUGUAGAAAAUGCAGACCUAGUUUAUACAUCUUAGAACCUUAAACCAAUGUACAUUAUUUUUUAUGUGAGAUGCAUCAAAAGAUUAGCCUAAAAUGUAAAUUAGUUUCUAAUAUUUAGUUUCGGACUAUGUGAAUUUAAAGAAAAGGGUUUCAGCUGGGGAAGGGACCAAGCCAGAGUUGACAAAGCCUUCAAGUUUUCCAAAAUCCACGCAAAGACAUAUCCACUUUGUGCAAAUUUCUAGCUUCGAAAACUUUCCUCAGCUCGGGCCUCGAACCUUGUUUAGAUUUAGCUUAAUAAAUCGUCAUUGUUUUUCGUACAUUAGUCAAAUUAAUUUUGUAGUCUUGUAAGUUCGUUUUGUGUAAAAAACAAACAGCAAAAUCAAACCUUAAUCUCGAUAUUAUUCUUUAAAGAAUUUUUAAUUUUAUAAUUUCCUAGCAGAAUUUAUUAGCUAAGAUCUAUGAAAAUUGAUACUAAAAUAAACGAAAACCAGCAAAAUUAUUAUUUCAUUUUGUUUUUAUUUUCUUGAUUUCCUUUUAUUUCUUUUAUAUAGCACAAUUCCUGAUCGUUAGCUAUAUUAUUCUAGAGAUAACGUAUAAAAACUACUAAUCAGUCAAACAUCUUCCUUGCAAUUUUGAGAUUCCGUUGAAAACGUACACACAACUUAAAUAUGAAAAUUUAAUUAUUUAUAAGCCACGUAAAUAUGUAUUCAAAGUGCUUGAGAAUAUUUAAGAAAUAUUUAAAAAUUACAAAUAACCGAUGGAGAGGGCGAUAACAUUUGUUGAUUAGUAUGUAGCAGCUAUUUAUGAUUGUUUUCCUAUGGUAUGUGAGUUAUGUAGUAUCCUAGCGAUAACAAAUCUGUUGCUGAUGCGCAGUAUUAUAUUCUUUGUGAAACCAUUAUCCAACUGUAACGAAUUACUUACUACCAAAUAAAUGGAAGCAAAUACUCAUAAUCAAUGUUA
Messenger RNA from Drosophila subpulchrella, 4978 nucleotides. RefSeq lists its product as uncharacterized. Gene Ontology annotation, cellular component: endosome; trans-Golgi network. The transcript is spliced from 6 exons. Gene Ontology annotation, biological process: retrograde transport, endosome to Golgi; phospholipid translocation. NCBI's taxonomy places the organism in Eukaryota, Metazoa, Arthropoda, Insecta, Diptera, Drosophilidae. The record is from RefSeq and is a predicted model, not a curated record.